CUGUGUGUGACAGGGAUGAGGGGAUGAGCUUCAUAUCUGGGAAUGUGGCCGGAUUCUGAAAUAGGAGAUGAGGGUAUAUAUGAUGCUGGAGUUCAGUCUCACUGCUGAUGUUUUGCCCAGUUUCUAACUAAGGAUCCAGUCCUGUGUGAGCCUCCUCUGUUCCAUCAUCAGAGUGUGUGUGUGUGUGUGUGUGUGUGUGUGUGUGUGUGCGUGCACGCGUGUGCAUCUGGAAACAGGGAUCAUGAGCUCAAAGGGGGCAAACCUGCACAACGAACAUCAGGCACAAGUAGCUCUUCUAUUGGAUCGGACUACACGGGCUAGACUCCUGCAUCAGUGAGCCUGUCGCCAGUUUACCGGGUUUGCUUCCUUGGAUUACUUUUGUGGGAGGAAACCGGAGAACCCGAAGGAAUCCCACCAAGCACAGGGAGAACAUGCAAACUCCAUGCACACAGAACCUAGGACCUGGAGCUGAAUCUGAGAACCCUCUGAAGCUGACGGACAUGGACGCGGCCCAGCAGCUGAAGCUCAGGGAAAGACAGCGCUUCUUUGAGGAGGCCUUCCAGCACGAUGUGGACGUUUACUUCUCCUCAGCACACUUGCAGAUAGAUUACAAGAGGGCUCCCAUGAGCAGCAUCUCAUCCAUGGAGGUCAACGUGGACAUGCUGGAGCAAAUGGACCUUUUGGACAUCUCGGAUCAGGAGGCCCUGGAUGUGUUUCUCGCCUCGACCGAGGAGGACGACGCAUGUUCGUGUCCACUAGAAGGUCUUGCGGGCAGUAGUGACAUCAAUGCUGCGCUGAGGGAAGAAAUCUCUCUGAGGGUCCCAGACACCUGUGAGCUCAAAUCACGGAUAUCCUCCACUUCCUCCACCGCCACAUCCGACAGCCAGGGGGAGGACGGAGCCGAAACCCCUGUGGUCCAGUCGGAUGAUGAGGAUGUCGCCGUUGAUGAUGACGAUGGGCUUUUGAUACAUGGUACACCUCCAGCCAACGGUGCAGGAGAAGGAUCUGAGCUGUCUCUAUGAACUGCGUCACGGGUCACGCCUCACGGAUCCUGUCUUCUACUGUUUGUGUGCUCUUACAGACUUUUCUCUGGUAGGCUGCCUGGUUCUACGUACCGUAAACGUACAUGUAUUCUAAUGUGCGUGUAUUUCAUCAGUCUACGAUGAAGAUUUCCAUUCACCUGAACUGCUGCUGUAGCUCAUAAUGCGUAUAUGAUGCAUACAUGCCACUGUCCGUCUUGUGCUGCUUGUAAGAUGAUGGGAGAUGAACAAAAUCUUACACACAGAUUACAGAAAGUAAAAGAAACCUUAGUCUUCUGUUAUAUAUAAAAUGUGCCUCACUCUACAGUGCAUUAAUCUCCUGCCUUUCUUUCACGCCUGUAUGUUAUGUCCUUACAUCGUCUCCAUGAUACUUAUCAUUUUUUUCAUAUUAAAGUAAAUGCAAAUAUGAGUUUGGAAUAUUCAUGUCUGGAUAAAAUGCAUGUUUACCUGUUUUUAGUAAUGAGUGUUAAUGAAAGGCAGCAUGGAAUACAGAGACUAAUUAAGUUCACACUGUUUGCUGUUAUUAACUACAUCCGAACACAAAGCGCGGCACAAUUGGGAUGAUAAUAAUGCUGAUGUAGUACUCAUUUACACCUCUUUGAUUAAAAAAAAAAGGACAACCAAAAAAAAAAAAACUUUAUUCAUUUUAAAGAACUGUGCGAUGCAUUGCUUUGGUCUAGGAUACUGUUAAGGGUUUAUCUACAACCAAUCCAUUCAUUUAUUUAUUCAUCUCUUAUCAGCACUUUAAGCUUAAUCAAUUAACUCGAAUGUGUUUAUUUUGCAGGUUUAUUAUAUCAAGAAUAAAAUCCUAAUCAGGCAAUAUCACACGAGGAGUGCUGUUUAUGCCCUCGUGCCUACGACUGCAUCACAGUAGUGCUGAUAUCCAGCACAACAGCAUGGCCCUGAGUGUGAUAUUGCCUUUAUAAAACAGUUCAAGAUCAUGAUUUGUUUGUUUAUUAGUUUGCUCACCCAUAUUAAACUCUUACUCUAAGUAACCGGAACUGGCAGAGCUGGCGACUGACAAGUAGUGUGAAAGUAGUUUAAUUAUUACUGCUACUGUGCAGUCAAUAUGUAAGGAGAAUAAAAGAUGGAAGUUGUGGACAGUCCUGUAAA
Messenger RNA from Clarias gariepinus (North African catfish), 2153 nucleotides. Its product is annotated as dysbindin. Bases 432 to 1022 code for a protein of 196 amino acids. NCBI's taxonomy places the organism in Eukaryota, Metazoa, Chordata, Actinopteri, Siluriformes, Clariidae. Gene Ontology annotation, biological process: negative regulation of protein kinase activity. The transcript is spliced from 6 exons. Gene Ontology annotation, cellular component: cytoplasm. The record is from RefSeq and is a predicted model, not a curated record.